UCUUGCUCGGCAGGAAAGCGCUGGGAGAGCGGGCGAAUCUGGGCUGCUGCGCCACUCGCGCCGAGGACCCGCCGGAGGCGCGCGGCUGGAGGCACAAGAAGGAGGCGACCGCGCGGCGCGGAAGGCGGGCGUUCGGGGCCGGCGCGGGGCACCAUGUCCCCGGGGAGCGGCGUGAAGAGCGAGUACAUGAAGCGCUACCAGGAGCCGCGCUGGGACGAGUACGGGCCGUGCUACCGUGCGCUGCGCCACUACCGCCUGGGUCGCCGGCUGCUGGAGCAGGCGCACGCGCCCUGGCUCUGGGACGACUGGGGCCAGGCCGGCGCCUCGGACGACUCGGCGUCGUCGGCGUCGUCGGGCACCGGGGCCCCCGCACCCCAGUGCGUCCCGGCCUCGCCGCCGCCGCCCGCGGAGCCUGAGGCGCGCGUAGGGCCGGAGGAGCGGGGCGUGGAGGCCGCGGGGGACGCGGAGACCAGGGACGCCGUGGACGCGGAGGACGCGGCGCCGCCAGCACUGCCAGUGAAAGAUGUAAAAGAGAAACCUGAACGACAGAUCAGGAUGAGAGACCCUGAAAAAUCAGCCAGCGGUCCUGACCCUCAGCAACCACCAAGUGCCUUAGCUGCCCGAGGAAGCAGGAGAGCCAUCAAGAGUCCUCAGAGGUCAUCCACUAAGAUAAAAGAACAGAAGCACCCGUUUGCCCUCUAUGGGUGGGGAGAGAAACAGACGGACACAGGAAGCCAGAAAACUCACAACGUCUGUGCUUCUGCCCCCGUGCGGGAGAUCCAUGAAUCGGCACUGCGAGCCAAGAGCAGAAGGCAGGUGGAGAAGAGGCGGCUGGCGGCUCAGAGGCAGCGGGCUCACUCUGCUGAUGUGGAGAAAAAUAGGCGGGUCAAGCCUGCCUCCUCAGAGAACCCAUGGAUGACAGAGUAUAUGAGAUGCUACUCUGCCAGAGCUUGAGGGAAGGAACAGUUGCUUGGACAACCUCUUUUUAAAAGUGUAAAUGAAAGAAAAGAACAAAACAAAAACUACCAAAAGUAACUGGACACAGGUUUAAGAAACCAACUGAUUAUGCAAGGUUUUUCUUGGGGAAUUUCCAAAAGAUUGUCUCUUUUGAUGAAUCCUGGUCACCCGCCUCAGGAGCAGGGUGACAACUGAAGCCAUAGACAUUCGGUUAUUUAUGAGAAUUCCCUAAAUCUUUGAUAUUCUUCUAAGGGUUUUGUUUUAAAGCAUCUUAAUCUUUUAAGAUACUGACACCACAUGCCUUUAAAUGGCUGACAGAUGCUUAACUUCAGUUUUUAGCUUCAGGUUAGGUGAAGCCUGUUUUCCUCCUGUUCUGAACAGCUCCUCAGAUUCCAGAGCUGGCAAGCUCACGCCAGCUUGCCACAGAAGAUUCCUUUUCCUUAUGUGUAGUUUGCUUUGGGAAAGAACAUCAAGUUAAAAGUGAAUUUCAGCACUGCUGUUGAUACCAUGUAUAGUGAAAGCAUUGUAGAACAUUGGUAGUUCCUAAACAGUUAAAUGUUUUUUUGCGUUUCAGUUCAAGCAUCACUUCAUGUGGACUGUGAUAUUUAAGAACUAUCUGGACUGGGUGAGGGUCAUCCUUUCUCUUUAAAUUGUCAUCUAGGCACUUAUUAAUAGUUUAGUUCAAGUGCAUUCCAAAUGAAAUGUUUAGAAGUAGUACUGAAGUUUCUUUUGAGUCAAAGACUGUCACUUUUUAUUGAGAUUUUUUAAGGACACUUAAUGGGGUACCAGUCACUUGCUGCAAUCUGGCCUUUUGGCACUCACCCACUGUGGAGUUUUGCCUCUGCUAGAAGAGUUUAGCAAUGAUACUAGAAUUUAAAAGCUAAAAUUUCGCUUAGUAAAUUGACAUUGUCUUACUGGGGAUGGGGGACAGAUUUUAAGCUACCUAUUAGAGAUGUGGGUCACCCCUACUUUUCUCCUCCAUGGAACUUACCAAUAACAAAGGCUUGAUGAUGUACAUUGUUCAGACUUUUGGUUGAAAUACAUUCCUCAUAGGUUCCUAGCUGGUAGGUUUUGUGUAGAAGCUAAUGUGAGGGGAUGCUGCUAUGUGUAUGGGCGUAGAUGCAAGCAUUUCAAUGAAGUGUUUCCUUCUCUCCAGGACAUUUGCUUCUGGGGUAGAAAGUGGUUUUGAGAAACAUUUUUUCCAUUUAGCAGAGGUAGGAAUCUACAGUAAGGAUGAAUGCUAAAUUCCUGAUGAGAGAAAAAAGUACUUUGCCAGCUUACCAUGUAGAGAUGUAUGAAUGAAAAUUUGGUGUUUGAUAUGCAUUUGAGCAUUUCCUUGAUAUUUUUACUCUGGGUCUUUGAAGUAUUAUGGUUGAUUUCUACAAAGAUGUUUCAUUCCAUAUAAAAUCUUCACAGUAUCAUCUUACAUAAUCAUAUUAAGCUUUGCAAAUUCAUAUUGAAGAAUCAUGAGCUUUUUAAAAAAACUUAAAAUGUGUGCGUUAUUUUGAGGUGAAUAUAUAGAGAGCCCUCCUAGUCACUAUGAUGUAUGUUUGGUAAGAGAAAGGUCUGUGUGUUGUCCAAAAUGUCCUUGCUAGGGAUUCUGGUGAAUCUUGCUGUUAUUAUAGUCCUUAAACACUGCAGGUACCUAAAGAUGAAAUUUCUGUGGUAAUGUGGUGGUGGAAACUGUUCCUUUAAAACCACUUCCUGCAUGUAUAGUUUCAACCACCAGCUCCAGUGUUCUGUUCGUUGUAGCUGACAGUCUUAGGAAGUGGGGAGUAGCUCAGGUCCAUGCUGAUGGACUGCCUUAGAGACCCGACCCCUCAGGGUCCUGAGCAAGCCCGACUCUCUCCUUUAAAACACAGACUUGUAUUUAAUAUGCUUAAUUACUACUGCAAACUCCACAUGCAGAUCUGGAAGAACCUAGAAGGUGAUAUUGGCCAGUAUUUUCCCCCUUUUAAGUAGAAGACCAAUGAACAAGAUUUUUUUAAGUGUUUUUAAUGUGCGUGAACAAUGAAUGAGUCAAUAUGAAGUGACUAGGAGUCCCCUUCCUGUGUCCAAGCCAUUAGUAGGUUAGGGUUUCAUUUUGUUCUUUCUCUUUAGGGGUAAAGAUGACCUUUUGAACCUACAAAAUUUUUAAGUUGUAACAACUUGAUGUCCUACUUUUUCCUUCUCACUAAUGUCAUUGUGAUCAUGUUCUUAUUCCUUGAGACAACUUAUGAAAUAGUGAGGUAAUUUAAAAUUGCCUUUCAUGUUGAAAAGUUUGAAACUGAGAAUCCACUGAUAUUUAAAAUAUAGAUUGAAAUAACUGCUGCAUAAGAGUCUCUUUUUAAAAUUUUACCUUUUAAGUUCUUAAUUAAAACAACUUGUUGUAACAUAUUUCCUGUGUUUACUAAAAGCAAUAAUAGAAUAUUAAGUAACACCAGAAUACUUCUGCUGGGCUGAGGUGAAUGAGACUAGGAAUCUGUCCUUUUUCUUCCUUUUAAAACCUAAAAGACUGCUCUAUUUAUGAGGUGUCAAAAUGCUUGUACUCCCCCACUGCCAGAAAAUUCCCAAGUACCUAUAUACAUUUCUUUUAAAGUCUACUAAAAGUAAAAUAGGGUAUAGUUUAUCUGAAUUAAUGUAAGCACACAUUUGUGGUGCUUUUUAUGAAAUAGCUUUGUCGUUGAUUCAUCAGAUGUAGAUUACUAGUAAUUUGAAAGCUUUGAACACUUUGAUGAGCAAGUGCUAACAUUUCCGCUGAUAAAGUUUAUGUCCAGCAUAGCCUCAGCACCCAAAAGCCCCCUUUCUGUUGUGCAUUUUAGCUGUCUGAGUUUGCAUGACCCAGCUAAAAUAACACAAAGGUGGCUUUUGAGUGCUGAGGCUGUGCUGAACAUAAACUAUCAGCGGAAAUGUUAGUACUUGCUCAUCAAAGUGUUCAAAUGUAUUACUGGCAAAGAGGAAGAGGGGCCAAGCAUAUGUUAGAAGUGAAAACAACUGUCUUGUUGACUGCUUCAGUGAAAAAUAGCUUAGUGGGCAGUUUUACAUUUCACUGGACUAGUUAAAAAAUGGUGCUAAUAUUUAUACAGUCUGAUUCUGUAGUUGGUUUGGGAUCAAACUGCCAAAGCCUGACUCAUGGGUCCUUACCAUAGUCUUGUGAUCAGUUAAACAGUAUUUAAAAAGUGAUCCGAAAAGUGUGACCAUGUAUAAUAUUUGAAAUGGACUUUGUGCAAUAGGCUGAAUAGGGAGCUGUCCACUUAGUACCAAAUUCUGUGAAAGGAGCCAUGUCCAGGGCUGAGGCCCAGGCUUCCUCCCAGCCUGGAAAGCCGCUCCUUCAUUAUUUCCAUUUUGAAAGUCAGGACACCUGCGUGAUACACUAGAGGGCUCUUUUUGGAUUUCUUUAUAAUUAGCAGAACUGUUUUUAAGAGCUGUCCCCCUGUGCUGGGUAUGUACUUUGAGCACUGCACUCACUUUAACAUUCUGAAGGUACUAAGGCUGGGCACCCACAGUCACAGCGCUCAGGCGGUGGGAACUCGGGGCUGUGUUUUCUAAGAACUGUAUGUUGCUUUUAGCUUGUACUUAAUAUUGCAGUUACUUGGAAAAAUGUGAAUAAAGUUCAUUAAUACUACAGGCUAAGCUUCUGUUUUGUGGGCAGUAAUUCUGAUUAGUACAUUAAUGGUUGAAGAGAAUUCAAUGAUUAUAUUGACUCCUAAAUGUAUUUUUCAUUAGAUAGAUAUUUAGUAAGGUGUAUUACAUCCAGGAAAAGAUACUUUCUGUGUAUACACUUUGAAUUAAACUCCACAUUUCCCCCAGUCUUUCCCACAUACCUUAUUGCUUUAAAAAUUACAAAAGGGAUAGGGCAUGGACAAAAGUAACUUAAAGAGAUUUGUUGUUUAGUUGCAUUCAACUCUUUGUGAACCCAUGCACUAUAGCCCACCAGGCUCCUCUGUCCAUAUGAUUUCCCAAGCAAGAAUACUGGAGUGGGUUUCCAUUUCCUUCUCUAGGGACCUUCCUGACCCAGGGAUCAAACCCAAGUCUCCUACACUGGCAGCAGAUUCUGCUGAGCCACCAGAGAAGCCCUAACUCAAAGAGAAGUAUAGAGUAAAAAGUCAAAGUUCCUUUCAACACCACCCCCUCACCAAUAUUCUACAUCCCUUCUUAGAGGAAACCAGACCUUUUUUCCAGGCACUUGGAGGUACAUAUACACUGUUUGUUUGUUUUAUUCACAAAUAUGGAAUAAUGCUAUACAUAUUCUGUAACUCCCCAUCUUUCCCUCACCUGCUCUCCUUGUUCACACUGUCCCCCGAUCCUAAUUAGCCAGCCGAGCACCUUUGAGAGUGGGCCGCCGGGCAGACCCCUCCUCGGGUCUCAGACGGACCACAAAAUUCUGUACGUGUGAGGCAGGUCCAAAGAGCACUGCAAAAGCUUUGAAGGCUGAACUGGCACUGGAAGAAGCACCCCAGGACUUGGGGCCUGAGCCUAAACAGAUUGAUUACUUGAUAAAACAAAAAUGCCAGCAUACUCCAUAGGACUUGGUUGUGUUUCAUCAUGUAAUACUCAAAAUCCCUAUGAGGCACUCCAAAUUACUCAGCAUAUGAAACCAUGAAAACGGCUGUCAUGGAAAAAGGCAGUCAGUAGCUGCCAUCAUAGACUUGAAGGAAGCUAUUAUUGAAAAAUUCAAAUGAACAAUCACACUCUUGAAAUAAGUAUUAAAAUAGAAAUUAUCAAUAGAGAAAUAGAUAAUAGGAACACCAAGUGACAAUAUUAGAACUGAAAAAUGCUCCAACUGAAAUUUAAAAAAUCUUGCUGGAUAGACCCAGUAACAGGUUGAAGAUGACAAAAGAUAAUAGAUCAAUACAAAUCAUCCAAUCUGAACAACAGAAAAGGGCUGAAGAAAAGUUUCCAGGUUGUGUUAUAGGAAUCAUAGAAAGAUAAGAGAGUGUAGUGCUUUAAAAUCAUCUGCAGAAAUGAUGGCUAAAAUUCUUCCAGGAGAGCUGAGUGAAGCUGAAACAGAAUAAACCUAAGAAAUUCAAGCCCAGAUACAUCAUAAACUGUCGAAAACUAACAGACAUCUUGAAAGCAGCCUGGGAAAAGUGAGAGAUGACCUACAGGGGAACAAUUCAUAUGCCCAUGCAUUUUUUUCAUCAGAAACUAUGGAGGCCAGAAGUAAGUGGCACAUUUCUUAAAGUGCUGAAAGAAAAGAACUGUCAACUUAGAAUUCUGUAUCCAGUGAAAUAUCCCUCAGGAAUGAAGGUGAAAUGAAGACAUUCUCAGAUGCAGGAAAACUAAGAGAAUUGAUAGCCAGAAGACCUGCUUUAAAGAAACAGCCAAAGGAUGUAUUCAGACAGGAGAGAAGUGAUACCAAAGGAGGCUGGGAGCAUGGGGAAUGAAAACAGCAGUUCUAGAAUUUGGUCAUUUGUUCUCAGUCUCAGAAAUAGCUCCAGAGCCAGAAAGGUGGAAGGCAUGCCUUGUCAUUCAUAAGCCCCCUUUUCAACACACAUUUUGAAGUGACUUUUGGCCAGCCCUAAGAAUGCUGUCUGAUUGCCAGGGAAACUGACUGGGAGGAAAGGGUUGGGACUUUGACUCCAGGGAGGAGAGAGGGGCUGGAGAUUGAGUCAGUCACCAAUGGCCAAUGACUUAAUCACUCUCACCUAUGUGCUGAAGCCUCUGUAAAACCCAGAAGCCCAGGGUUCACGGAGUUUUCUGGUCGGUGAACAGGUGUGGAGAUGUGAGAACCGUGCCCAGAGAGGAAACUGCACCCUUCCCCCUACCAUGCCGCUACAUGGCUUCCCUCCGGGUGUUCUUGAGUUAUAUCCUCUACAAUAAAGCAGUAAUCAAG
Cervus elaphus (red deer) is the source of this 6772-nucleotide messenger RNA. RefSeq names its product centriole, cilia and spindle associated protein (gene CCSAP). Gene Ontology annotation, cellular component: axon; centriole; ciliary basal body. Lineage: Eukaryota; Metazoa; Chordata; Mammalia; Artiodactyla; Cervidae. Gene Ontology annotation, molecular function: microtubule binding. The record is from RefSeq and is a predicted model, not a curated record. Bases 154 to 954 code for a protein of 266 amino acids. Gene Ontology annotation, biological process: regulation of mitotic spindle assembly. The transcript is spliced from 4 exons.